Molecule: messenger RNA, 32228 nt
Organism: Xyrichtys novacula (pearly razorfish)
Lineage: Eukaryota; Metazoa; Chordata; Actinopteri; Labriformes; Labridae
Source: the annotation of a GenBank genome assembly
AGUUUUGGGCUGGUCUCUCUUCACAACAUCAUCAGGGCGUUUCAGACACGCACAGUCAGGCACAGCAGCGGUCCGCCUUAACUAGGAAUUGGUCCUCCCUGAAUGGGGCAACAGUUCCUUUCCAUACAGGUUAGUAAAUUCCCUGUAAUUUCUUUAAAAAAUAUCGGCUAAGUGGCUUCGUUUAGAUUGCUGAAAUGCUCUGUAUUUAGCAUUAAUGCUAGCGUAUUCUCUGUUAGCUAGCCUGCUGUCGCAGACAGACAGUUGGCCGUUAAUGACUGACUAGUCCAGCAGGUGCAGCGGACACUAGCUCCAGCUUCUCACUAAACAUACUCUACAGUAAAACAGCGAACUAUUGCAUAUGGAUUUGGAUUCAUGCCGACAGCCUUAUACGCUUGAGAUAAUUCCCAGUUAGAUGUUGUCAUUCCUGUUUGUCCAUGCAAUCCACUCAAGGGCCGGGGUCCGUCCUCUGUAAGCUGUCCCCUGCAUCUGAUCUGUUUAGCAAUUUGCUUGAGGGAAGCUUCAAUGGAUUACCAUAAACAUGCACACUCUUGAAGGUCUGGUCUGGCUUCAAGUAACAUUUUUUGCUCCACAACUGCCAUACAUACCAGAGCAUGACCUGAGGUUUACACAUGAAUUUUUCUAGCUGUGCCCGUUUAAGAGGCUGAAAGGCUUUUUCAGUCUGACUCUUCAAGGUUUAAAAAGGCUGGAUCAAUGAGAAAAUACCAGGCAGAGAAGGCUUUUUUGUUGUUGUCUAGUAACACUUGAAGCUAUUCACUUUCAUGACAUUUUAUAUUACUGGACAAACAUUGACAUGUAACUUACUUGAUACUGAGUUUGAGUCACCCUUUUCUUUUCUUUUUAAAACACUUUAUUUGUAAUUUUCAGUUAACAUAUAGAGCAAUUGUAUUCUCUGUAUUACAAAUAACUACAACAAACAGUCCCAACAAUAGACAAAACAAAACACAUAUAAAAAAAAACAGCAAAUGCACUUGAUACUUCUUAUUACGGAUUUUGUUCAAGGGUAUCAACCAAUCAGUCUUUAUUUAUAUAGCACUUUACAUACACAACAUGUAGCCCAAAGUGUUUACACAGGAAAAGGAAUAAAAGAAACAAAGAAUACCCAAAUCUACCCCAGCCCAACCCCUCAUUCCCACCCCGAUCUAAUUGCAACAGAAACAGUUUUAAAAUGCAUAAACUUAAAAAGGGCUUGAAUUCGUAGAAACAGGAAUGGGGAAUGUGCGCACUGAGGAAACGUCAUUUUAAAACUCAAGAUAAGGAAACACUGGAGGUUUAGGUUAAAAUCUAAAAACAAAGAAACAGAAUGAAAUUUAAGAAAUAAUAAAUAAAAUGAAAUAAAAACAACAGUAAAAGAUACUAAAAUAAGAGCACCAAAAUAGCUCAAUAAAAGACGAUCCUGUGACUAAAACAAGAAUAGAUAAAUGCUAAAACACUUAAAGUUAGUAAUAUAAAAUCAGUUAAAAGCAAGACUUAAAAGGUUUGUUUUCAGUGUACUUCUAAAAUCAUUAAGAUUAGGUGCAGUCCUCAGGUGUGCAGGUAAGCUGUUCCAUAGAAGGGGGCCGUAGUAAUAAAAAGAUGCCUCACCGUAUGUCUUGGUUUUAACUUUAAGUUAUGUUAACAGAGAACUUCCUGAAGACCUGAGGGCUCGACCUGGCUCCUAAGGUAAAAGAAGAUCAGAUAGAUAAGAAGGGCCAAAGCUAUUAAGAGCUUUAAAAACCAAUAAAGCAACCUUAAAAUCUAGGUAGAUGUAAUGAUUCAAAGUUCCAGUUCCAGACCAGGUCAAUUGUUCACAUAAGUUAUUAGAGAGUCCCAGGUUUUGUUGAAUCUGUCGAUGGAUCCAUUGUGAGUCACUUUUCUUUGUAUUUCUAAACGUAUCAUAUGUUACUUUUUUACUGUUUAUGACCAUGUUACUGUCAUAUAUGAGGCAUAUUCAAAAUUUUCCUCUCAAAAUGAGUCCUUUUCUUUCCUCUAGUCUCAAGCUUUACAGUUUUUCAGGCUACUGUUGUGGAUUGAUUGCUUUAUCAGCUGCAGCAAUAUGACUCAUGUUAUUUCAAUAUGAAGACUGUUGCUGGGGCAGGGUGCUCUUGCUGGUUGGUGUUUAAUUCAUGUUUUCAAAAUAAGUUUAGGCCGGUGGAUGUUUUGAGAUAUGCAGGAAUACUGUCAGGAAUUGUUUUUUUUUUUUUUAAACCCUGUCUUCAGAUUACCAAGUCUGCAGGUCCUUUGUGUCUUGAAAUUUAAGAUCUGUGGCAUGAAGGGCAGCCUCUACUGUUUGGCAUAAAAUCAGUUAAGAGCGUCUGUAUAUCUUUUGAUAGUUGUGCCGAGUCAAUAUGAGCCAUCCAUUUACAGAUAGUUAUGCCACAUGAAGGGAAAAACAGAUUUAGAAAAGAGUUAGUGAACUGUUGUCUGCUUUUGUCGAAUUUUAAAGGAUAGACUAGAACCUGAAGUUUCAUCGGAAGGACUGACACAUAGAUGAAAAGGUUGAUCAUCCUUUCUUUCUUCAUCAUUGCCUUUUUUUCCCCCCUUUUUUCAGAUGAGAUGAAAUGUUGAUCUGGUGAAAAUGAACAAACCCAAAAUGGCUACGGAGAAGGGGUGAGUUUCUAAUUAAAGACAAAAAAAAUGCAAUUUCAAAUCCAUACACAGACACACAUACAGGCUGCGAUAUGUGUGCAUGUGAUUAUGAGUAAAAGCUUUUUUCUUCUUUCACAAAUACUAUCUUUUCCUUCUGAAAAGGCAGCAUGUAUCUCUGAUAUCUCUGGUAUUGAUCUCUGAAAUGCUUUUCUACCUUUCAGCUGUCUCUACACCAUUAGCCUCACUUGUCAAACUGUGGGUGUCUGAAAGGUGGCACCACGUUAGAUAUUUGGUUGUCCUAGCAUGAACCUUUUGCAUGUGGUUGUAAUGAUGACUCUAAAAUAACCACAUCAUCCUCAUCAUCAUCGGAGGAGGGGAAACAGGACAGGAAAAUUCUGUUCUAUUUAAGUCCUUAUCAGGAAUGUAUAUUUAUUAUUUCAUCCCUGCAAACUAAUCUGUAUUCAUCUAUGAGACUUAUGCAGUCUAUUUAUCAAAGCUUUAUUUCCUCCUCAGUGUUUUCCUGUGUCCAUACUUGCAAUACACUAAAGCUCUUUUUCCCUUUUUUUUGUCUGAAGCACACACGCACACAUUCUCUCUCUGUCUUUCCCUACAUCUUUGCUCUCUGUGUCUUUAUAAGGACAUAUCAGAAACCCCGCUCUACUGGGUACAAUCACAGACUUUUGAUUCUUCCCUCCCAUGCCUGCAGUUGCUGUACCAACAACUGACCUCUGACCUUGUGUUUCCAGUUGAGCUGUGCCGGGCUAAGGUUAAAAUUGGGGGAUGGGUCGCCAUCUCAGAAAUAGUGCAGCUCUAAGAGGCAGAACCAUUAAUCAAGUUUAGAGACAAUGAAUUAAAUAGAAAUGAAAGAGAAUGUUUUCCAAUAGAUUUAGUGGAGCUACACUGACCUGAGUAUGUGCAUCCUUUAAUUGCAUUUUCAUUGUUAUCACAAUGGGAGCAUUUGCUGGAAACGCAACUCUUCAUUCUGAAUUUAGCAUGAAGUAGGAAAAAUAAGUUUCAUCAAACAAGCAUUAGCUCCUCACUCAGCAUGGAAACAUUUGACCUGUUGAAUCCAGGCCAGUGUGUAUAUGGGCAUGCUCUUAAACCAUCAAGAACAGCAGACAGACUAAGAUACUGGAAGUUUAGCUUGUAGUAUGCACUCUUAAUUACAGUUUAUAAGGUAUGUUACACUUUAUAUUGUCACUGAUAUAUAUAUAUAUAUAUAUAGAACUAUCAAAUCACUCUUGAGAUAUUUUUUUGUUUUGUGCAAGCCUGAUGUGCACAUACAAUUACCCGGUGCUUGUUCGGUUCAAUUCACCAAGGCAUCUCAAAUAAACUGAGUAACAUGAAAAAGGUCUUUUUCUUUCAUAACCCAAAAAUAUUCUUUUAAACUUUGGAAUUAAACAUUCUAGUGAUUUGAGGUCAAUUUUUUUAGCUGUAGACCAUAAUUAUCCAAAUUUGAUCAGGAAAAAUGCUGGAAACAUGAAAGUUAACAGUGAAUGAGUCGGUCCACAAGAUAUAAAAUUUGACUUUCCUAGGUAACUGAUGGAUAAUAUCAAAAUUUUCUACCAUCCUCUAUUUUUGGAGAUGCGCAGGAAUGUUGCCAGACAGCACUUUACUAUUAUACGAAAAUGAUAUUUUACUUGGUUGUGAGUUUAAUCUUGGGUUAAAUAUAGAUGAGUCAUUGUGGGCAUUUGUCAGCAUGAGAGUGGAUACGCUGAGUUGUCCUCUUGUCCUGCUUUACACAGCCUCCGUUUGACACACUUGUGUGAGAGAACUGAUCAGUCUUUCUCUUGUAAUCUAAAAAAAAAAAACACACGGAGUAGGAAACCUGGAUGUACUCCAACCUACAGUGCUUGCAAACAGAAUUUGUAAACACAGAAUUAUGACUCAUGAUACUGUGUGUGGUGUUUAUACCAGCCUUUUCUCUUUACAGAUGGGCGCCAGUGUUCUUGAACUCUUUAAUAUGUUUUCUGUAAAGCCCUACAAAACAAUCGGAUUAAACAGGUACUUCCUAACGAUAAAAAUGUGUGUGUUUCCAGUGUUCCCAGUAACUCCAGGGUACUGAUGCUCCUAGGCCAACUGGAGAGGAUGAAUGGAGAGGCCAUGGGGAGGGACAUUGACACAGCAAGACAGGUCACAGCAAAGAUACUUCAUCUCAUACAGACUCAAGGUGAGAGCACAUACAUAUCUGCACAUCAGAACUUUGCAGGGUCAGGUUGGCAGAUGUAAACAUAAUGUGGAUGAUAUUUCACUGAUACACAAGCACACAGAGUGACUCUAGGUACCAUGCCCCCCUGUUGACUAUACGGGACAUCAGCUACUGGCUAUAGGCUAUUUUGUGGACUUAAACAUGGUAUUCAACUAGAGGUCCACUGCCCAGAUACAGCCAUCUAUACCCCCAUAAUGUCUACAUCUCAAUUAAUAAGUGCAAUCUACACUUGCAUCUGCAUGGCUAGUCUGUUUACACUAAUGAAUUAACCUCCACAGACUAACUCAGUGAGACUGAUAGAUAAGGUAUUUACAACUUGGCACAACGAAGGAGAUCCUCAUUAUUCAAUGCGGUCGGUUGGCUUUGUUUUCCAAACCUGUUCUUCAAUAUCCACAAUGCACCUUUUUCAGCCACAGCUCACUCAAAGGGGUAUAAUGUAUCCUUGAGCUGAUAGCCUCAAACACAGAGGAGGAGGAGGAGGGGGCUACAGAAGUUUGUACAGCCUGAUUCUUUCCAACUCCACACCCCAGUUUUAUUUGUUUUAAAACUUGAAAUCCUCUUACCCAGCUGAGGCUGACUAAAGAGGCAUCCCUUGAGGCUAUUUCUUAAAUUGAAACAUCUUUCACAGCUUAUGGUGUUAUGCUAUCUUAACCAACCGUGAACUGGGCUGUAUGAAUAAUUCCUCAUGUAAAAAUAUCACGUCAGGUAGGUUGAUUUAUUAAAAAUGUGUUGGGAACAGGUGCUAUGUAAACAGAGAUGGGCUCGUCCGAGUGUGGAUGGAUUGAUACAGUGUCUCCUGCUGUAGUUAUCUGAUUCCUGUUUUGAAAGGAGAGCAGAGAGGAAGAUCUGACAGCAGAAGAAGGAGGCUUUGUGUUGAGCAUCGGUGUUGAACAGUCACUGAAAUAUGAGUGUGUCUCAGGGUCUUAGCAGGGUGUCUUCCUGCCACUCUGCACAGAGGGAAUAUAAGGAAAUCUUGCUCUGAUGCUUUGGCAUUUAGUUUAUUAAAAAGAGAAAUAAAGAAUAAUACCUUAAAAACUUCAGAUUCUGAAUAAGAGGAAAACAAACUUUUUCUGGAUAAAACUUUUCAAACAUGAGAACAAGCUUUUUUUAAGGAAUGAUACACACAUUUUUGUAAACUGGAAACAAGACUUUUAUGGGCUCUCGAAAAUUGCGAUGGUAUUUUUUAUUAACUCAUGGACAUUUUGUGGACUCGACAAUUGUUCCUGUUUUUUUUUUAAAUUAUGUAAGAUAAUUAAUUUAGUCCAUAAAAUACUGAUAUUACUUGUAACCAUAGCUCACCAGUAUCUAUUUUGAAGGGAGAUGAGUGGCAUUCAACACUGCAGGCUAGUGACGCAGCCCUGUCAGAAAUCUUGAACUAUUACCUUUUCCAGGUGCAGAUGCCAACCUUCCAACUUCAGAUUCUUAUUUUUAGAUUUUGCCUUAACUUUGCCAGUAAUUUUAGGUCAGUGCACUUUUCACAGUUGUUUUUAAAUGGCCUGUGCUCACCUAAGUUUACCCUGAUAGGUUUCAGUGUGAAGAGUACACAAUCCUGCAAAUCAUCAUCUUGUACUUUGAGCCCGCUGGCAUGCUUUGGAUUUGCUUUAAAGAUUUCCUCCUCCCUCCGUCCACAAUUUGUUGCAUCCUCCCACUUCAAAAGACACUUGUAAAGCCCGUUAAUCCCCGGAGACUGAUGGGCACAGUGGAAACGAUUCUGUCUGUGACCCUUUCCAUCAUGAUAUGUAUGUCAGCUGUUCUCCCUCACACCCUGCCUGGAGCUACAACUUGAAAUGUCCAUGUGUGACGUUAGUUAGGGGGUCUGUGACCCUGAUCACAGUAACUAUACACCUCAGGACGGACUUUUCUGUACCCUUGUCUCAUGUUCAGCCGUAUGAGUUUAGGUGGCAGUCAGAAAAUACCAAGAGAAAGAAGAAGGAUGGUAUGAAGAAAGGAGAGCCGAGGGCUGCAAGGAGUGUGGAAGUAGAGUCACAUCUUAAUUAUAAAAAGAAAAAGAAAAGAAAACACUCUGGUAACCAUUUUUUAGCUCCUGUCAUCAUUUGAUAUCAUAGAGGCUCUCCUUUUGCCCACAGAGUAGAGAAAGGGAUAAGGAGUAGGGGGGUGGGUGCUGGGAAACAGAGGACCCCUGUAGGGAAAGCUAUCCUGUGCAGUUGUCAGUUUUCUGUUGGAGCAGUUGAUGAUUUAGUCCCUGGUAGCGUGCGAGAGGAGGUGCUGAUUACUGUGUAUACUGUGUCCUGCCCCUGAGCCCAGUGUUGGUACACAGUGGGAGAGUUCGGGGAUUGGCCAGUUGAGCAGUUUAUUCUAGGGCAGCAGAGUUUCCGUCAUGAUUCAUAGACACUGUCAUUCCCCUUGAGCUUUUGUCAGACUCCAGAGGCAUCAAAACAGGGCUUCUGAAAAAUUUUAGUUUUUUUUUUUUCAAUCAAACUCCAAAGAAGUUUUGCUCUUUUGUAAUGAAAUGGAUUACCGCUACACCCGGAGAUACUGUCCACCUGAGGUGUCCCCUGACCCACCAGGUAGGGUUCAUGAUGGUGAAAAUAUUUGAGGUACCCUGAUCAGUUAAGGUGAGUUAUAUUCAGUGGCAGUUAAAGAAGAACAAAUAUUGAAAAAGUCUGACUGGAAAUAUUUGACUCAGGUCAUGAGAUCAGGUAAACUACAAUUUAAACUUUACAGUCUGGGUUAAUUAUUGGUAGCUGUCAGCCCUGAAAUGACCAGAACUGUUACAAAAAUGAUGAGUAUCGAGAAAAAUAAAGGAUGAUAUAUGAAGCAUUUCACAUAAUCAGUCUGUCCUUAAGUAAAAAAGAAAAUGUCAAUUGAUACAAGUCAGUUAACAAAUUUAGGAGGCUAUUGUAUCUUGCAUAUAAAUGUCAAAAAGAAUACAAUGAUGGUUGGACCCACAAUAAUUUGUCAUAUUACCAUGUUUGCAAUUUCAUGAAUCAAUGGCUGUGAUGAUAUAAUGUGUAUUUAAAUGGCAGUGUCUAUAUUUAUACUUUACCAAAAACAAUAGGCCGACUUUCCUUGUUAAUUUAAGUCAAUAUGAAUAUUCAUUCUUAUUAAACAAUCAUAUUAAUAAUCAAAAUCAAUAUUCAAUAUGUUGAGUAGGAAGUAAGAUGCACUGACAUAUUGUAGCAAAUCAUAAUUGUUAGAUAAGGUAUAAUAAUUGUAACUUAAUUCAAGUGUUUUUAUUCAUACUUUAUUGUGUUUUAAUGAUUCAAGGUUUAUGUUUGUGAGAAUUGUUGCAGAAAUUUUCUAUAUUUUGCAUAUGUGUGUCUGUGUGCAUAUAUGGCUGUGUGUGUGGGGAGGGGGUCCGGGUCAUGUAUGUUAUUUUACACUUGCCGGUUGGGUUUCUAGUCCAUGAUUUAACUUUCACCUGCUCGUUGUUAGGAUAUCUUUCACCAUGGCAGAUUUCAGCUUUACACCAUUUGUUGUCAGGUUUACUGGCUGUUAUGAGUUUUUAAUCAGUGACAGGGUGCAGUGAUAGUCACAUGCACCUCUCCAGUGUGUAAUAUUAACACCAAGUACAACAACUUGCCAGACUUUUUUUAUUUAAUCAGGGAAUGUUUCUGCAUCAAUUUCUGGAAAAUCUGAAAGCCAUAAAACUCUAACAUAUAAACUCUAACAUUGAUUUGAAUAGAUAACUUUUAAAGAUUGAUGGUCUUCAGCGUCCCUAACCAACAAUCUGUCCUGUAUUUCUGCCUGGAGACUUUACAUUUGUCACAGGACAGGACGGACUCACUGCAGCCUCUUUAAAGAGGUCAGAAAUCUGUCAGCUCUUAAAUUACGGGGCAAGCAUACAGUAUGGUUGGGAGGUGGUGAAAGAGAGAGAGAAAGAAAGGGGGCAAAGAAGGAUAUGUAACCAAAGUUGAUUGAGUUGUACAGUUGAGUUGAACACUGAGUUGGACAGCUAGAUAGAAAGAGGAAGUUUAAGCUAACCAGUCCAGACCAUGGAUUGUAUGUAAAAUCAGAGUUGUUUUUAUAGCCUAUGGUAUGGACACGUGAUUUGCAGUGGUGUAAAACAUUACUUCAGUGAUGCAGAAUUUAUUGUGGAACGCAAGUGAAAGCCUGAGUCCAAACAUGCUUUUAAAAUCAGGAUUGAUUGUGAACAUAACCUGCUCUGCUCGGAUCACUAGCCCUCAAUCUGCAACCGUUUACCCACCUGUUGCUCUAAAAGAUUCUGUAUUUCUCAUUUAUUUAUAGCAGUAUUUAUUCAUGUCUUUGCAGAAAAGAGCGGAAAAGAGGUGAUGUCCAAAGGCUCAAGUGGCAUGGAGGUUAUCUUGGCUUCCCUGGAGGUCAGCUCACACAUCAACACAACUGGACAUAACAGCUUACAACUUGACACUUUAACACUUGGUGUAGUUUGAUAGAGGAGCAGCUCGAUUAGUAUUAAAGGUGCACCUGCCUUUAGGCUGUGCUGAGCUACCUUGCGGCUGGUUGAAAUCAAGCUUCACAUUCAGCCUGCAGCUCACAGUGAAAAAGUGUUUGCCUCAAUGUCGAACUGUUCCCUCAAGCCUUCCUCCUGUGGGGAAAUAGUAUUAUUAUUAUAAUAUUUUAUAGAGAAAAAAGACAAAUCUCAGUAAGUCGGAGUAGUGAUACCUGUAAUUUGUUAAAGAAGUGUGUUGUCUGUGGCUUUGACAGAACUCCAGGGACGUCCAGACAACUUUGAACAUUUUGUACAUUCUGAGUGAGCUGCUGACUGUGGGUGAGUACAGUUUUUUUUUCCCUUUUUUUAUAUAAAUAAAUGAUGAGCAGACCAGUUUUUGAGAGCUGAUCACCUAAUGCUUCUUAAUGGAUGGUUACCAGACAGAAAAUACAGUGGAAAAAAUGAGUAUAAUGUGAUUUAUAUGAUUUCAUGUGCUUUUCUUACCCCGGUUCUGUUACUUCUUUUAGUCAUGUUGUUUCAAUCCUAUACCCUAUGGUGUUUUAUCCCAUCUAACGCUGUCUACUGCUCCUUUUCUGUCUUAGGAAGAGGUCGCAGGGUGGGGGUAUUUGUGUCCAAAGGAGGAACGGGAAUAUUAUUCCAUAUUCUUAUCUCUGCAAGUAAAGAGUUGCCCCCCAGUGAGGAGCUUAUGCUGCAGCUUCACUCACUGCUCGCCAAGGUUGGCCCUAAAGGUAGGCAUACUUUUACAAUCGAACACAGACAACACAAACUCGUCGUAACACUCAUUAUGCACGGUGUAUGCUGUUGAAGGCGGCCCAUUGAGUUUCCUGUGAACAUACUUGAAGUCAUGGUUACAUCACAGAUUUCAUACUGAUUGUGUUUUGAGGUCUGUCCAAUAUUUUAAGUGCAAUUUCUUCCUCAAAAUAGCAAAGCCCUUUCUUUUUUAAACAGCAUUUUACUUGUGUUGCCUUUGCACAGUCACUGACCUUUACAGCCUGUGUGUGUUUAGACAGAAAGUUUGGCGUGAAGGCACGUUUGAGUGGAGCUCUGAACAUCACGGUCAACUUAAUGAAACAGAACCUACAGAAUACCAAACUGCUUCUGCCCUGCCUGCAGGUUCUCAGGGUGUACUCUACCAACUGUAAGUCAUUUUGAAAUGAAUUAUCCAGAAAUAUAACACGUAACCAACUAUGUCAUUCUUUUAAAUAAUCUUUAGAUUUCUUCUUAAGCUUUUUCUGAUCCUGCUUUUGCCUCAUAUUUCUGCUUUCAUGUGUCUGUUUAUAUAAAGCGGUGAACGCGAUUUCUUUGGGCAAGAGUGGAGUGGUGGAGCUCAUGUUCAAGAUUGUUGCGCCGUACAGCAAGAAGAACACCAGUCUGCUGAAGUAAGCCCGGCUGAUUUGAACUAUAAUCCAGCAUGAAUAAUGUGUGAUAACAACAAGCGACUACCACAGGCCUCGCUGGCUGAGUCCGAGUCUUUUAACAUCUCGUAUUGACUGUAGCUCCACAGACCGCGUAACCCAUUUGCCAUGUUUCUUAAUCAACAGGGUAGCUCUGGACGCACUGGGAGCACUGCUCAAAUCCAGUGAGUAAUUUGCUUUGUCGCAUUGACUUUUGGCUCCUCAGUGGUUUAAUGUAGUAGAGGUACUUAAUCAUAAUAUUGCUUCCUUACUUCUCUCUCAAUUCCAUCUCAUUUACCUUUUGCCUGUCUUUGAUUAAUUCUCUGUUUAGAAGCAAAAACAGUGAAUUUUUAUUACCUAACCCCCAAACUCACCUUUUUUCUUACUGAUUUGAAGAAUGUUACUCUCCCUGUUCUCUUUAAUUUCAGCUCCUUAGUUAAAAAACUACACAUUUUAAGUGCUUUCUCUUUCUUCCCUGAGCAGAGACUAAUGCUCGCCGUGCAGUGGAUGGUGGGCAUGUGCCUAUCCUACUAGCUCUGUAUCUUGACUGGCAUCGCAAUGACACCAGGCAUCGCCACAUGUUGAUUCGCAAAGGGCUGCUCGUUUGCCUCAGGAACAUCACCAACAUCAAGCUGGGCAGGAAAUCCUUCAUAGACGCUGACGGCAUGAGGAUCCUCUACAACUCAUCCACAGUGAGUGAGAGCGAUUCAUGGCGGUCAAAUGCAACCUGCGUAUUAUGUGUUCUGCCCUCACACACUCAGCCUUCGUCUACUCUCUGUGUGGUCUUAUUCACAGGAGUGUCUCCCAGUGCGGACUCUGGAUCCUCUGAUCAACACUUCAAGCCUCAUCAUGAGAAAGUGUUUUCCCAAGAACCGUCUGCCCCUGCCCACAAUCAAAUCAGCCUUUCACUACCCACUGCCACACAUACCUGCUUCAGGGCCUGUGGCACAGCUGUACAGCCUGCCACCUGGGGGUGAGGAUAUGACACACACACACACACACAUUUUCCCCGAGUGUGCCUCUGCUCACACAGUGUACGCACACAGCUUUCAUUGGCAGCUAUGCAGAACAGAUAGAUUAUUUUUAAACCUUUGAUUAAAUCUCGAGUUUAAGACACACGCACACCAAUUCACGUUUAACUGUAUCAUUCAUGAAACUGCUGCACACAAUGUGCCUUACAGGAAAGAAAACUCAGCAGCUGUGCAGCAAGCCCUUAAAGAAGGGUAAGACGUACGUAAGACACAACUCCACCCUCAUAAUACUUUAACUCACUGCUACUUUCUCAUUCACUCUGCAUCAUCACUUUCUAACACAUGAAAUGUGUUAGUAACUAAGACGUAAUAUAGAUUUUAGCGCCCAUUUCUUAGUCCUUGCUUGCUCAUCGGAAGACUCUUUACUCGUUCUGUACUCAAUCACCUGACUCUCUUGUUUUCACAGGAUGGUGAGUUACUCAAAUCUUUCAUGUCUCAGUGUGCUUCAUUAAAUCUGCCUUUGAUCAUAUGUGUACAUUUUAGCCCAUGUCCUUCUUUUCUGUUUAUAAGCCGCCAUUUUGACAGCUCUAACUGGCAUCACCAAGCAAGAAAUUGCCAAAUGGUCAUUGUAAUUCUGCGGUCAUGUUGUAUCAGUUAACCUAUGAUGGAGAACAAUGUAACAUGACACGCUACCGCAGCUACAUUGACUUGUUGGUGAAAUGAACUCAUUUUUCUUGAAGAAAUGCUUAUAAACUAUAAAUCCUUCUCAGCGAUUCCUCUUCCUCUUGGUCCCUCCCUCAUCUCUGGACCAUAGCAGCUCUCAUCACUACUGUUUGAUUUUAUUUGCUCUCUUACAUAGUAAUGAGACUAGCUUCAGUCAGCUGUACUUGUGUACAGUUUGGACAGUAAUGAAGUCUUAAUUUUGGAAAAAGAUUAUGCAAGGAUGUGAAUCCCAAUAACUUGUGUGUGUUUGUGUGUGUGUCUACCCAGUGGAUGAUGUGGUGGAUGAAAGCGACGAUAACGAGGAGACAGACGCAGACUCAGAAAAUGAGACUGAGAAUGAAGAAGACGAGAAGGAACGUCUUCGUGCUGCGGUAAUACUCAGCACUCACAGGCACUCUCAAUAUUUCCAACGGAGACGUUACAUGUUGCUAUUUAUACUGCAUAGCAGUGUUGUUGGAGAGGCCAGCAUUUGGACAGUUUGACCUGUCGUUUUAUCAAGGGUGCCAAAGCUGAGGGUCAGGAGGUAAAAAAAAAAACAUGCUGCAAAUCUUAACAAUGUUUAUCUGUGGAAAGGUGAAUUUCAAAUAUUAACUUUUUUAAUUAAAAACAAUAUGUCAAAAGUUGACAGUGGAUCAUUCCAUUAGAGUGAGGUUUCUGGUGUUGUGCUAUGUUUUUGUUUUUCAAUAUGCGACCAAGAAGAGAACCUCUUAGUGAAAAGGUUGUGGUACAUGGAGCUGAUGAUUCACGUUGAAUGCACCCAUCCAAAAGUCCAGAAGAGGGCAGUCAUACCUCACUAGACUUAGGCAAACACUCACUUUUUAAUGUCAAUCAUGCCAAACAUGUCUGGAAAGCAUUCAUGAUGGAUUCUGUUUGAACAAUCCAGAAAAGCACAACAUUUCCGGUGCACUAAAAAACAGUAAAUAAUCAGCUACAGAAGAUGUUUGUCUAACCUUUGUUGUUAAUCAUUGUUUCGUGUAGUUAUUUACUUUUCUUGAUCAUACUCCAAGUGCUAAUUUUACAAUUAUGUAUGUUGUAGCUAUUUAUUUGCUCCCCCUUGUCUUGUCUCACAGAAUGAAGACAUAGAGACAGACCUAAACAAGCUACAUCCCAAAAAGAGCCCUGGACGUUCUUUUGAGGAGUUAAGAGUUUAUGAGAGGUUCUUCGUGGAGCUUUCUGAAGACUUCCAGGUCAGUGUUGAGUUCUCAUGCUGAAUCUAUUUAAGGUCAAAAUUAGAUCAGAAAGUCUCUUUUGAGUAGCACCAGUCAAACUGAAUUAAUAUAUUCAAAGCACGAGUAAGUAGAAGAUAGUGUGUUUUUUAGAGGUGUCCCGAUACGAUAUUGGUAUCGAUCCGAUAUCAGCAAAAAAAAACGAAUAUUGGAUUAUAUCGGCCUGCAUCUAAAAUCUCCGAUAUCAGAACUCUGAUACAAGCAGUCCAUUCCAGACUCCGCUCCGGCACCUCUAUCUAGCAGUGCCCGGAUCCAGCAAGCUGAACCCACAAAGUCACAACAAUAGUGUGUACUAAGGUGCUAACAAAGUAGCACGGAGUGAGAGUGAUGUCGGCCUUGUGGCAGUAUUUUUUGUUUACGUCCGUAAAGACAUUGCAACUUAGUUGAAAACUUGUCAUGCACAAUUUUGUGCCAAUAAUGGAUCAAUAUCGGUAUGGGUCAAUAUUGGAGGCUACAAUAUAGGUAUAGUAUCGGGACACACCUAGUGUUUUUGCUUUUUUUUUUAUCUGUCAGGUUUAAAAUAAUACUAAAAACAUUUCUGAUCAAUGAACCGCCUUUUACAGGGUCAUAACUUCGAAUGCUCAAGGAGUGCCUCUACCACAUCCUCUUCGUCAGCUUCAUCAUCUGCUUCAACUCAGCUUCCUCGUCCAAUCAUAGUGCCCACAGCUCAGGCCAUGUCCCCAAAACAUGUCCCCAUAUCAAGUUCUCUGGGGGGUUGCAACUCUGCCAAAGGAAAACACAGCCUGCCGUCUCCCUCUGCACUCACUCCCACUGCCCCUGCUCUUUUAGCACCUUUAGAGCUGGACACCAUCCACCUCACCAAGGACCAAGACAAACAAGAAAAGGCAAACAUUCCGUCCCCUGACACACAGACUCUGUCCUCCCUCACCAGACCUCCUUCUCAAGGGCAGGUGAUAGAACAGGGACUAGUUAAUGUGUUGGAGGGUGUCUCUCUAGAAGAGGAAGUGUUUCUGAGUGCAGACGAUGGAGGAAGAAAGGGUGUCAAACAAGAAGGGUCCCCAGUCAAUGCCACAAGACACAUACAGUCUCCCCUGCUCCUCGGGGGUAUCCCUACUCUGCGUGUGGGAGGAGGAGGUAGCAACUGGGGGUCCGAAUGUGGCUCAGAGGGGGCUGAGGACGAAGGAGCUGUUCUGGAGGUUCCAGACACAGCGCUGCUUCUCCCACUGCAUGACCCUGACCUUUAUGUGGAGAUGGUGAAAGGGACGCUCUCUGUACCCCGGUACGCUGAAGUGGCCUACCCUGACUACUUUGGCCAUGUGGCCCCAACGUUUAGAGAACCCCUUCUGGAGAGAGUGUAUGGCGUUCAGAGGUGAGAUAUUUAUAAGGACGUGGUAUUUGGAAAAAUGAUUUGAUAUACAAACAGAUUAUAAAAAAAUCUGAAGGUGGAAAAUGCAAUUACAAGGAAAGUUGGAAGGGGAAACAAACUCCAGACCUUAGAAACAAAUUUAUUUGUUGUGUUUCUGAGAGACCUUUUUGAGUCUCUGCUCAAAUUAUGUUUAAAACACACUGUUUCUGCAUUGUAAAUUGAAUUUCUACCAAGAAAUUAUUCAACUGUACAAUGCAAUCAUUUUCUAACAUUGUCGGGUUCUACAUAGUGAUUCACAUUGGCUUCUGAGCCUGCUGUUUACACUUUAUACGUUUCUGUGUAUGGAAGAUAGUGAUGUAGGGACACUACUCUGGCAGAUUUUGCCCCCAUCCCAGUUUUGCUUAUAUGUACAUGUGUUUUCCUUUCAUAUCUCAUUGUGCAGAUCUAAGAUAUUCCAGGACAUUGAGAGGUUGAUUCAUCCCAAUGAUAUCCUGGAUAAAGUUGUUUAUGACCUCGACAUUCCAAGGUGAGCUCUUCUUUAGGAGUCUAAACAUCCAACAUCCUGAAUUGAGCCUCAAUCCAGACCUUUUGGUCUGGCGUUCAGCCUCCAUUACAGAAGCUUUUAUUUGAUUUACUCUGAUAAUGUUGAGAGCUGUAAUGUUAACAGACUGAACUAUCAUAUUGUGUAUCUUUUAUGAAUAAUGUUUUUUUCUUUUUAUUGUGUGUCAGUUGUCCUUUAGUAGAAGACAGCGGAGAAUCUCUGAAGUUCAACUCUCAGUUUGAGUCUGGAAACCUCAGGAAAGCUAUUCAAGUUAGAAAGUAAGUAUUUAUCAGCACAUCAGGUGGAGGAAAGAGUUCAAGAAUUAGCAUUUACUAAAUCCCUGCCCUUUGGGAUCUUGGCUUCAGCAUGAGUCAGGCCUCCCAAGAGACAAGCUCAGUGAGGCUAAAUAAGAUGUGGUGCAGGUUGCAUGAUCUUUCAUCACCUUAAUCUCUCUCUGGUCCACUUUUAAAAGAUAAGUUCACUUUGUGGUUCAUUAUGUUUGGCUCCAUUUUGAAAUUAACGUUGUGCUUCUUCAGACACGAGUAUGACCUUGUCCUGAACUCAGACAUCAACAGUAAUCACUAUCACCAGUGGUUCUACUUUGAGGUUAGCGGGAUGCGAGUUGGAACAACUUACCGCUUCAACAUCAUCAACUGUGAAAAGUCCAACAGCCAAUUCAACUACGGUAAGAUACAUGGAAACUAAACCUCAGACAACCAGGAGUUUGUCUGUUUCCAUCACAAAUUCAGUCUGACCGACAAAUAUUUGUUAAUACUUUAGGAAUGAUGCAUUAUGUAAUGUAGUGUUGACCUGCAGUGUAUGAGAUAUGUCAGAUUUUAGUUCCAGACCCUUAAACUGGCACAGUUCUGCUCUUGUACAUCAAGCAUUCUUAGCUCCUGUGCCGCAGUCUUUAUGUGUCCAUCUGUGUGUGUGUGUGUGUAGGCAUGCAGGUGCUGAUGUACUCUGUACAGGAGGCAAUCAGUGGAAGGCCUCGCUGGGUCAGAACAGGAUCAGACAUCUGCUACUACAAGUAGGUACACUUAAUAUGAGAAAGACUUGGGAAUAUAUACGAACACUGGAGAGAAAAUUAAAACUCAAGUGUUGCAGGUGCACGAGACAUGAUCAGGAUGCUCAUGCUGCCUUCCAAUUGUGCCCCCCACUGUACUGCAGUGUAUUGAAUACAUUGUAUCAUGAUAUAUUUUAGACAGCUCUAAUGAUUACUGGGGGUGGGAAUCACUAGUGGCCCCAUGAUAUGAUAUUAUCAUGAUACUUGGGCCACGAUACAAUAUUAUUGCGAUUUUUAACAUUUUGCAAUACAGUGAGUAUUGCGAUACAAUAUAUAGCGAGUACUAUUAUUUGAAAUCAAUUUUAGGUCUUUUGGUUACAUGACAUAGAAGCUAUUGAAAAAAAUGUUCAAAAUUUGUCUUAAAAUUUAACACAAAAAAUGUAUGAGGACAAAUUAUGGAAAUAAAAAGGUGUGUCUUAUUGGUCGACAUAAGUACUAUUAUUUGAAAUCAAUUUUAGGUCAAUUGGUCAAGUGACAUUGAAACUAUUGAAGGAAAACAGCCUUUUUUGAGAACAUCAACUGGUAAUUUAUUGAUGGUCCCUUAUUCAACACCUGACAUUGACAGCGAAGGUGGCGAGUAGAUUUAACCACGCUGCUGCUGCUAUGAAUGUAGACUGAACUCGAAUGAACACUAAGGAUGGUCUUGUUUCUCUGUAAGUGAGGUGCAAACCUUGGAAGCUGAAAAACUCUUCCAUCUUGGACCUCUUAGGCUGGUCACCUGUGCUCUGCUGAAUGCAGCACAGGCUCAACUGGAGCUUUAAUGUUUGGGGUUCACAAAGAUGUAGCUGCUCAACCAAAAUGACUUGAGCCCAUCCAAAUUUAGCUUAUCGUUGCACCACUUCACAUAAGCAGGCACUUUACCCAACACUUCAAUGCAAAGACAGGAGCACUUCGAUGAUUGUUUACAAUUUCUGCAGUCUUUGCCACUCAUCCCAACUUGAGUUUAUGAGAUUAUGUUUAUCCCACUAUUACACAAUUAGGGUUAAUGAAUUGCUUCCUCCUGCAGCAGUAGUUGCCUCGUUUUCCUUCCAGCAUAAAUGUCCACUUUUGUUGAAAGAGACAUUAUAAAGUCAGAUCGCUCCAUGCUGUGAAUGACCAAUCAGGACGCUGUCUUACAGCCGGUUAAUUAGACUCCGUUAUCAUGCAGCGCAGUGAAGAAACAGGUGUUUCAUAAUAAGAAGCGUUUUGAUGAUGCUGGUUUUAGUCUGGUCUAUUUAUAUUUCAUGGUAAAAAUAGAUUUGAGUCAGAAGUUCAGGUCUUGUAUUUAAAGGACAGUCCACAGAACUAUAGUUGAACACAACACAACACAACAGUUCGUUAUAUGACAAACAAGUUCGUAAUGACAGGCACCUCUGUGAGUCUUUGUGCUGGUUUGUCAUCUUUCAUUGCUUUUGAAAGCUAAAGAAGCUGUACGGGGUUCAGUACUGAUUUGUAUAUGGAGCUGGGAAGUGAGACCGGACCAGUUGUGAUCACUGGAGAUACAUUUUGAGACACAUAAUCUGGUCAUGUAUGAAGUGCUGUGAUUAGAGCUGUCUAUGGUGAUCAAAUCAGCGAGACAACAUUGCCUUAAGAGGUGUAAAAAGAAAAAACAUGACAACAGAUUAGAUACAUAAACCUCAUACAUAAAUUUUAGAUCCCAGCUAGUUUCUAAUCCCCCUCACAACUGAGGAUCAUCUCUCUAAUGCUGCUGACAUGAUCUGGUUCUUAAACUCAGUAUACAGAGAGCAGUGUGGUUUGUGUUUACAUGCUGUAACAAGUGUAUGCUUUGCGGAUGUAGUUCAAACAGUGUCAGAUGUUAUACGUUGCAGCUAAAAAUCUGUCACUUGCUCUAAGAACAAGAUGGUCUGCCAUUAAUUCUUCUCAAACAAAGCUUAUCAUGUAUGAAAGAGAAUUAGGGCCACAUGAAAAGAAAAAAUAAUAGAUUAAAGUCGAAAAUUCGAGAUUACCAAAAUUAAAAUUAUGUCAAUAAAGUUGAAAUUUCUAGAUUAAAAAUUGAAAUUUAAAGGCUAAAGUCAAAAUUUUGAGACAACAAAAUGUUGUGAAUAAUGUUGAAAUUUUGAGAAUUAGAAUGUUGAGAUUAAAUUUGAAAUUUCUAGAAUAAAGUCAACAUGAAUAAAGUCCAAAUUCUGACUUUUAAAUUUCGUCUUUAAUCUCGAUAUGUCCACUUUAAUCUCGGAAUGGAAAUUAAAAAAAUCUCCCUCCUGUAAUUAUUUUUUUCUCCUCUUGUGGCCCUAAUCCUCUUUCGUAUAUCAUGUUCUGCAUUUGCUAAUGCUCACAUUAAGUUGUUUGCCCUCCCUGUGAGGAAACAUUUGAGGUGCAGAAUAGUAUCCCUUGCGAUAGAUUGCACAGGUGUAUGUUUUGAGGAAAUAUUCACAGGUUCUAUUGUGUGAAACGUUAACUCCUGAAAUUUUGAUGCUUCUCUACAGGAAUCAUUUUGCAAGAAGCUCCAUCGCAGCUGGUGGUCAAAAAGGAAAGUCCUAUUAUACGAUGACAUUCAGCACAAGCUUCAGCCAUAAGGAUGAUGUCUGCUACUUUGCCUAUCAUUUCCCUUAUACGUACUCCACUCUUAAGGUAACAUCGCAGCAUUAGCCGUUACCUACCUUUAACCAACCUUUAACUUAUUCCUAGUGUACGAGAAACUCUCACUAUGACCUCAAAUAAGAUUCAAAACUAACUUUUUAGUUCCAUAUCUUACUGUUUGUUUUCAUGUUGUCAUUUCUUUGAUGCACUGUCUAGAUAGAUUUGGUGUUUUAUUGUCAUUGACUGAUCAUUUCUGUGUCCUGAAAUCCUACAUCAGAUGGGUGCUGUGCUUUUGAAUGUACUGUACACUAGUGUAAAUGGUCAUGUUAUGAUUCUAUGCUGUCCGCCAUUUAUUCAGAGUACACUUUACAUUCUCAGAUGCAUCUGUCCAAAUUGGAGGCUUUGAGGACCCCUCAGAUCUACCUGAGACAAGAUAUCCUGUGUGAAACCCUGGGUGGAAACAGCUGCCCCCUCCUCACCAUCACUGCCAUGCCAGAGUCUAACUCCAAUGAUCACAUCUGUCAGUUUAGUAAGUAUAUUAGGUUAGUUCUGCUGUCUUUGUGAUGGAAAUUCACAUACUCCCUCUUAUUCUUUCAUGUCUUUCGUUCGUUUCUUUAAAAAUUAACAGAUAACUGACUUAUUUCCUUCUCACACUAUCUGCAAGAUCAUAAGGGUGAAUACUAUGCUGUGAGAACAGGCCAAGGCUAGCAAGUGCAUAGCAGCGAAUCCCAAAUAGUUUUCUGUCUGAUGUAGUUCACUAUCACAGUUUCUCUGCCCUGAAAAAAUAAAACUUUAAAUUAGAGAAUCUUUUCCUUUUUUUUCUCAUUUCGUCUUCUUGUGUUUGUUUUUGUGCCCUGUUCUGCUCUUUUCCCUCUUCAGGGAAUCGUCCAUUGAUCUUCCUGUCAGCCAGAGUGCACCCUGGAGAGACCAAUGCCAGCUGGGUAAUGAAGGGCACGCUGGAAUUCCUGAUGGGCACCAGCCCACUUGCAGCCAGCCUGAGAGAUGCCUACAUCUUCAAGAUAGUCCCUAUGCUAAACCCUGAUGGAGUUAUAAAUGGAAAGUGAGUUACAAGAGUCCUGAGAUGAAAGAUAAACACAAUCGCAGCGAGUGCACACACCGAAGAUGCAUACAUGUGUCGAGCCUGUGCCUGCACGUUGGUCACAGCUUUGUGUCUGUUAACUCACACAUUCUUGUCUCGAGGUAUCCUUUAGCUGUCGCUCUGCUCUCUUCCUGUUCCGCUAUCUCCUCUCCGCUAUAGCCAUCGCUGUUCUCUGAGCGGAGAAGAUUUGAAUCGUCAGUGGCAGAGCCCCAAUCCUGAGCUCCACCCCACCAUCUACCACACUAAGAGCCUGCUGCAGUACCUUGCACACAUACAAAGGGCCCCACUGGUAUGACCUCUAAUGAACCCGGCAGACACUUGUUAUCAUUGCUGCAGCAUCUUUCAUUUGUGAAUAAUUAAGAAGCUGCUUCUGUGCCAUUUCUCUUGUUCAGCUGCUAUCUCUGUAUGGCUGCAUGUCUGCUAAAUUAACAAAUGUAAAUUAGCAAAGUAGUCUAAAAUGUUAAUGGCAUUUCCAUUUGGCCUCUGUACUCCUCGGGUGUCAGCAAGUUAUAUUUAAGGGUAUUGGCUUUGACAGGAGAUUUGUGCACUGAACAGAGGUCAAUGAUUUACAACACAAAACAAGGUGAAGACGCUGUCCUUCAGAAAAAAAUGGUCUUUAGUGUUCAUUUAGAUCUUUGUUUAUGUUUUGAUGAAAAUUAAAUGCAAUAUACAUCAUUGAUUUAAUCAUUUCCCCCCUUUUAUUCUUGUCUGCGUGUGUGUUUUUGUGUGUGUGUGCGCAUUUAUGAAAGGUGUAUUGUGACUACCACGGACACUCUAGAAAGAAGAACGUGUUCAUGUACGGCUGCAGUGUGAAGGAGACUGUCUGGCAGUCCAAUAUUAGCGCCACGUCCAGCGACUUGCAGGAGGACCUUGGAUACAGGGUGAGGACAACUGCACACAUACACGCACACACAAAUACACAAAAACUUGCUAUGCAGUCAAUGCACAUUGUCUGUAUUGGAAUGCAUGCUAACACAUCAUCAUCUCGACUAAGAUCAAAACUCUUGUGAGUCCCUCUGCGUUUUCCUUUUUUUCCAAACUUUUCACUUCAGUGAACUUUUAUCUGGAUUGUUUCCAUGUUUGACAUCAUUAAUAGGCGUCUGUUGGCUGAAAAACUUUAUUUUAGAAUUCAGGAUACUUAGCGGUGCUGAAGGACUUUUUUUCCCUUCUGCUCUGGUCAGGAUUAGUUUGUUGUUUCACUGUGCAUUUGGGAUUGGAAAAAAAUCUACUCCACUGAGCAGAAUGCUAAUAUAGUUGCCAGCUCAAUACAGUAGUUUCCUGGUGGAGUGUAGCUUCAAGCCAUGAGCCAACAGCAAACAUUAUGGAUCGCAAAAGUCAAUACUGCUAGUCUGAUCCUUUCUCUGUUGAUCACAGUUAUUUGUUCUUACCAGAAAAUACACUUUAUUAUAUGCCCCCUUGUUUCACAAUCGCACACACUUGUACAAAGUUACACAAACAUAUCAAACACUUUCAUGUGUUUUUCAGGCUCUACCUAAGAUCCUCUCCCAGAUCGCCCCGGCCUUCAGCAUGGGCAGCUGCAGUUUUGUUGUGGAGCGCUCCAAAGAGUCGACGGCCCGUGUUGUUGUAUGGAGAGAGAUAGGAGUUCAACGUAGCUACACCAUGGAGAGCACGCUCUGUGGCUGUGAUCAGGGCAAAUACAAGGUAAGUUUGUCUUUUAUUUCUGAUAAAGGGUAAGGACUAAAAAGACCUUGGUGCAGUACAGCUCUCAGUUUUAAACUCACUUUGUGAAGCUUCUGGUGUAAAAUGUCAAGUUAACUCUUCCCCCGCCAGCCUUUUUAACCAAAUUUAGCGAAUUUUCAAGCUCUCAAAAUUAUUUAAAGGCAUAAAAGAAAAGUACAAGGCUUCAGUUUUCAUAAGAAGAAACCCAUUUUGUUCAGUUUUUUCUGUUUUUGUUUGUUUGUUUUAUCAGUAUUUAAAAAUAAGUUGUUUUCCUCAAAACUUCAACAUUUCAGGCAAAAAGCUGAGAAAACAUUUUUCCAAGAAAAUAUAUUUUUUUUUUUAUGUCUGAGCAGAAAAUUGGUAGGAUACUUUAAUUUUUGUACCUGUCUGAUAUGAUAAUUGACUGCAUGAUUUGAGUACCUAUUUUCUAUGAGUUUGUAGUCUGCAUCAAACUGUUUGGAGCAUCACCGUCUGUGAACAUGCUGUAGGUUCUCUGUAGGGGGUCUGUGUGUGCCUCAGAUGUGCAUACAGCGACGUCUUGAAAAUGAACAUUAUAGGCCCACUGUUCUCAUAUUCAAUAAGUUAUAAUGACUUUUGUUCACUUUUCCUCUAUUAUUUGUUUGUGAACAAGUCUUCAUUUCUCUCUUUUGUUCUAGUUUAGGGAAUUUAAAGCGCAUUAUGAGUUUUAAGCGUAGCUCCGCGCUGCGUCUCGUCCUAUUCAGAGGGAGUAUGAUGACAGUUCAGUUUAAGUUAUUAGUAAAUAAGUAUCAGUGAAGUCAUUUGCUUCAUUUCAUAUAAAUAAUAAUAUGACCAUUAAUAGGCUAUGGUGCAAUCCCCAUGACAACGCAUGGUCUGAGUCUGAUUUUUGCUCAAUCAGCAGUGUUUCCUCCUCUUUCAUCUCCACCUGCAUCCGUUUCCUCCCCGUUACUGGUGGAGCUUUUUCACUUGUUGAUAGAGUCAGGAUUGUGAUACUGUUCCACAAAGUACGUCACAGCACUACCCGUCAUAUUAUAGUGAAGACAAGGACUGACAGUAUAUCCUGUCAGUUAAGAUGACAAAAUUUCUGCCUUUAUUUUCGUAACAUUUUAGAGAACAGAGAGUAGCGAGAGAAGAAGAAACGUGCAGCUAGAACCUCUGCGUGACCUGAGCUGGAGUCGUUGUGGUUUAUAGUUAAAGAUAUUGCGAUGGAGUAACACAUUAGCUUACAGUGUGUAGCUAAUUCAUUGUUUGGUAAGGGCAUCAGAUAUUUGUGUCCCACACCCUGUUAAGUGGAAAUGAAGUACCCCUUCAAACCUCUAAAUGUCCACCAGGUGGCGCUGCAGUCCUGUCUUACUUUUUCUCUUCGCCUCUCUGCUGUCUUUUCUCCUCCUUUCCUUUGACCUCUUUUCCGCUCUUUCUCCUCCUCAUCACUCUCACUCUCCAUCCCAGAUGAUUUCCUUCCUGUUGAAUUCUGCCAAUGUCAACAUCUUUCAUAUUCAGAGGCAGCCUUGGGAUGCCAUUUUGGCACUGAUCACCCCCCCACACACACACACAAACACACACACUGGUCUGUGUGGAAGUAUUUGUCCAGAUGUGCAGGAACUAAUGUCUUUUGAAUUCAGGCUACAUAUCUCUGAGGCCAGGCCAAGUUUAGAUGUUCCUAGCUUUUCUCCAGAGGAAGAGAAAGUUUGGGGGUUGAGUCAGGGUUAAGCUGAAGUGUGUGUGUGUGUGUGUAUCUGUGUGUGUGUGUCCCUGGGAGAGUAUUCAUCGACUUGUAUCACUGUACUGUAAAGAGUCUGGUCAGGUUGCAGGUGUGAGUGCGUACGUAGCUGAAUGUGUGCUUCCUGUAAAUUAAAUAUAUUAUCAUGUUUCUGCAUAAGUUUCCUCAGUGGGGUUUCAGGCUUUGAGACGUAUGCGUUUGAAGGUGGACAGCUCCAUCCCAGGGGACUAGGACAGCUUCAGCAGACAUUUCAGAAGAAUUUGACCUUUGAUUUCUUUUUAUUAUUAACGUGUGUUAGUAUCUGCUGUGUAUAAAAUGAGCUGUAAUUGUUCUAUCUUGUGUUACGAGUGCUUCAUGUUAGGGUUUGGCUCUUUCUGAUGUUGCGUGUUUUCCCCUCAGGGUCUUCAGAUCGGGACUAGAGAGCUGGAGGAGAUGGGAGCUCAGUUCUGCGUGGCCCUGCUGAGGCUGAAGAGGCUGACUGGGAUCCGCAACCACCAGCAUCUGCUGGAUUUGGAGAGCGAUAUAAUUGGGACGCAGGCUAAAGUAGUCAGGUUAGUAAAGCAGGGCUCCCAAACCACCACCCACAAGCGCAGACAGAAGCUGCGCAACUGCUAAGAGGUAGAGAGUGUGACUUUAAAUCUCACAAGACCCAAACAAAACAUACAGAGUUGAGGAAUCAAGUCUGUUGUUUCAUAGAAACAAGAAGGCGAAGUAACACAACAGAUGUCAUGGACCAAUUAUUUGUAUCUCCCAGUAUUACAAACACAGCAUCCCCAAACCACCUUCCGAAGAUAUCUGUGAUUUGAAAAGAGUUUCCUGUCACCAAACUCUUACCUGUAAAACACUAAAUUGGUUUUUGACUAUUUUCUUCUAUAUCUGUACCACACACACACACACACCCUCUCUACUCUAAGACACGCUCCCUCUUGGCACCAAAUCUCUCAGUGUGACUGUCACUCCGGAUCUCCUAAAGCAUUGCUCAAGAAAUAAAUUGAGGCCUGCAUUUAUACAGGACUGAAAUCCUGUCACCAUGUGAUGAAUAUAAUGAAAACUCAGGAGUAAGAGGGGACUGGGUAUGAAUAAUUAUCAGCAGUGUCAUUAUUUCUCUAAGAGAGCGUAAAACAGCGCCUUCAUAGAGGGGUUUUUCGGGGCCACAGUGAGCUGCGGAUGCUACCAUGCAGAUUAAAUACAUGGACUACGCCUACGAGUACACUGCCCUGCUGCUCACUUGCUUGUAGCUGGAAUAAAUUGAUCAAAUAGGAAGGAAAAAGAAAGGUGGACAGCGGAGAAGCAUUUCUUUCUUUACUUGGAUGAGUGUGCGUUCCAGGGACAGUGUAUCUUAAGAUGGUUUUUGUUAUGUUCAUCACUUAAUACUCUUGUCCCUCUUUUUCUCUACGCACUAAACAGAAAACCUAUAAAAACAACUACUUUCCAAUGUAUUUUAAAAUCAGCAGAUGUACUUUGUACUUGAUAAACCGUUUCCUCUCUAAAUUACCUUUGAAAGAAAUCUUUUGAAUGAAUCCUCAGAGAUUAAAUUCUGCAUCUUAAUUGAAGGGAUAAGCGUUCUUAAGUUUUCAGAGCCAUAAAAGAAAUUCCUUUGGGUUUAACCCUUUACCUACUGGUUUGGAGAUACUUUGUUAUCACGGAUGUAAAAUGGUCAGAAAAUGCCUUGAGUCUGAGAGCUUUGGUCCUUUUUUCUAGGAGUGCUUGAACUUCAUUUUUCAACACCUGGUUAAUGCUGGUUAAUGUUCUCAUUUGUCAACGAUAAUAGUAUUGCUAGAUGUCAUGUUAGACUAAAAGAAAUGAACCCAGUUUUUCAAAAAAGUUUCAAAAUUAAGCUAUAAAUUUUAAGAAAUAAUAAAUUUAUUAUUUAACACUGAACUGAAUUGUUGCCUGCAGCUCUGCCCUGGAUAGUUGCAUUAACUCUAAGUUUUGUGAAGUAGAAAAAUAGAAAAGCAAAACAAAAAUUAAGUCAUGAAAUAAAGUUUUGACUCCGACAACAUCAACAUAUUCUGAAGACAGACAAAGAUGCCUCCUAAGUUGUCAUGCUUAUUUUCCAAAAAUGGGGGCAUCAGCCAAUGAGCCGGUCUUUCUCAUCAGACGACCACAUGGCUUUACUGUGUAUCAAAUCAACUCGAUUAAUAAUCCCCGUUCGGUAAUAAGACAUCUGCCUAGAUAAUUUUGUUCUGCAGAUCAGAGGCACUUAUAAAAUAUUAAACUUGGCCCAACCCUACUCCGACCACCAAGGUUAUCUUAAUUUCUUUUUCUGUUUUUUUUUUUUUACCUCAGCAUUCACCGCCACAGAUUUGUUAAAGCACUUGAUAUAAAAGAAAGGCUUUAAACUCCCGACCACUUAAUGCUCCUAUCCCUCCCAGUGCUUCCUUUCAGUCUCUCUCACCAACCCCACUCCACUCUCAUAUUGAUAUAUUCAUUCAUCAUUUAUGUGUCUGAUCAUUAAGGGACUGUGUAUGUAUGUAUGAGUGUUUGCGUGAGUGUCCUUUGGGAUUGGUCGCUUUCAUCCAAGGUUUAUGGUUUUUAUGCGUGGGGCUUGGUAUGAUACCAUUUACCGUUUAAUAGGGCAUCACAACAAUGAUAAUGUGGCCAUUGGGAGGCGCCUGCAAAUAACUGGGGGUUUCAGGGUGGGUAAAUGAGCAGUAUAGGCAUCGGUGUGUUUUUGUGUCCAAGUUAGACUAAGAAAUACAUGUAUGCGGGUGGUGAAGGUUUUUCUGCGUGCACAUGGGAAUAAAGUUAAUUGGGGGUUUUAAUGCAGGCGGUGUUAAAUAGUUCUUUAUAUUUAGAGGACUCGGUAUCAACAGAACUGUAAAUGGUUGAUGCGGAAAAUGUAAUACAAAGAAAGAAGAGAUCCGGUUUGGUGUGUCUGUAAUGGCUUCUAAUGGUUGACUCCUAACUCUCAUUAUCUGCUCGGACAAUAGUUUGUCUAUCCACAUCAUCACACAUACACACACAUUAUUACACAUCCACAUUUACUGUACACAAACGGAGACUAUUCUCCGUGUGUGUCUCCCUCCCUCGCACUCAAACACUGCUGAGCUCGGUGGGAGAUCAUUGUCUGAGCCCCCUGAUCGACUGUCUCCCAGGGAUCACAUUUCAGACCAUUAACACCAUUAAAAACCCACUAAAGCCACUAAAACCUCAAGAACCAGCAACCAUUUAACCAUUAAGACCCAGAGGGAAAAAAAACUGCUCCACCAGUCAGAACACACAAGUUGUUUGUUUCCAGCUUGUAUUUUAUUAAGAUUUUAAAUAUAUUCUAAGAUGAAUUAUAAUGUCAUACAUCCACUGUCUGUAGUAAAGAAUUAAGUGUUUUUAUUGUACCUUUAACUUAGGCCAAAACAGUUACUUAAACUGGCAAAUAAAUCUGUAACCAAUUUGUUAAAGUCCUCCUCCAAAAAUGACAAGACUACAAGUUUGUUUGUUUGUUUUUCUUUUCUGUAAAAUGAAAGAGCUUUUACUGAUUUCCUGUUGCAGCGAUAUUGGGUGAAGAAUAUAUAAAAGUGUGUACAUGAAUCAGGAAGAUUACACAAAUGUGUUUAUUUAUGAAGGAGUUCUUUACAGACAGGAAAAUAUUCUGACCUGAUAUCCUAAUGCAGGUUUAAAGGAGUUUUCUCUUAAAAGUUCAGGAUUUAUUGACUUGAUGAACUCACUGUUACUUUAUGUUGUUUUGCAGUAGCAGCCCCACAACGUACGUGAUGGAAGAGGAUGAGCCGUCCUUUCUGGAGGCUAUAGACUACAGUGCGGAGAGCAACGAUGAGGACCCCGAGCCUGAUCAUGAACACAGCAACGAGGGUCAUGAGAAUCCAGAUCACCUGGAUCCACUGUCAGACUCCGAUACAAAUCACAGAGACUAACGUUGAGACGUCGAGGUUGAAUAUUUCCGAUAGUUUGGAGAGCUCGGAGUGUUUGCUGACGUUCGAGUCAUAAUUGUGAAGGUUAAAUAGUCAAUCCAACACCUCUAAUGUUGACUGUUAAAAAAUAGCUCAAACCUUAUUGUACAGACACUUUAUAAUAACGGCAUGUAGGUUUCACUGGCACCACUGAGGUGCUCUUUUCCCAACCAUGUUUCUGCUGAAGGUGCAUACCCCACCUGCCUUUCACUUCAGAAAUGCUGAUAUAAGCCGUCAAUAGGAAUCAAGCUGGAUUCCCACGAAUGUUCUCACCUCCCACUCGUAUCCUAUAACCCUUAUGAACUUUAACCCUGGACCUCAGACACCAUAUAGCCUCUGAGAUUCACAUACAGCUAGCCAGAGCAGCACACAGCAGGCACCACCGAUCCUUAACUCAAACCCUUCUCCACUCGCUCCGUUUCUGCAGCCUAUCUUACAGUGCAGCUGUAGUGGUGUGAUAGAGCCAGUGGCUUGUGUAGGCACCAUCCUUUAAAACCUCUCUCACCCGUGUCCCUGUGUUUUAACUUAAACAUCAUGUGAUAGAGGGAGACUGGAUCUCCUCUCCUGACCAGCUCAGAGGUGCAACCAAACUGCCUUCUUGUUUUCUGUUUCUUCUUUUUUACUUUCUUCAUCUUUUGUUGUCUCGGCUUUCCUUGCUUUCCUCCUUCACCCACCUUUUUUUCCCCUUCACCUUCUUCCUUUGUUUUUUUUUUCUUUUGAAAUGCCAAGGUGUCUGAACGGGCUGCAGGGUUGACCAAACAGCUCUGCAUCAUUAAGAGUCAAUGUCAGACAUCCUAUGUGUAUCAUGCAGAAAAAAAAAAAACAUACUGAGAUGUAAGUACACUUUAGCUGUGACCUCACGUUCUCUCUUGUGUCACACAAGGUCUGAUCAUCCUCUAUGUGCUGUUUGCCUUGCUUAAUCCAAAAGUAAAACUAUGUAUAUAAAGCAGAUGUAGAAUGUUCAUGUCUUUAUAGAGACACACCUUUAACAAUACAGAUGUAAUCUCACACCACAAACUAACAAUAACCAGUGUGGUUUGAUGCACAGGGGUAAAAACAUGAAGAUGAAAUGUAAACUAUCCACCUGCACUUUUGGUGUUCUGUGGUUUUCACUAGUAGACAGUAUUACGUUAGACUGUAGAGAGCAGAGAGCAGAAAACCCUUUUGCACUUUGGAUAUACUCACACAACAAAAACUCACUGAAUGACAGAGAAACGUCACUUUAAAACUUGUCACAGAAAACCUCAACUUCCGUCACCUCAGUAGUUUGAAGUUCUCAGAGUCCAGCCUAAAGCUUGAUGUUUCAAAGAAUCAUACUGGAAUAGAGUUUCUGUUUUAUUCUUUCCUCCAAUCUGUGUCUUUUAUUUUGUGGAUUUGCAGAGGGGAGACUGUUGCUUAAAAACAGAUGGUGCUUUAUAUUGAGAGUACAAAGUAGUUAAUUUGGCGAUUUCUUUACAUGUUGGAUAUGAGUUUUUCUGUUGCGUUUGUACAGGUAGUGCAUGGCUAUUUUUUCUGUUUUUAUUUUGUAAUUUAUUAAAUAUUGUUAAUGACAUGAAACAUGUAUGUAUAUGUGGCAUUUUGAAUGUGUACGAGGGUGUGUCUGCAUGUGCCAGUUUGUGUGUGCAGGAGUUUUAAGUUAUUCAAUGGUUCAGUCCAGCUAACACACACACACACAGUUUUUCUUCUUACUAUUUAAUUAUCCCUCCUCUCUCCCCUGCACUCAUGUUCUGUCUAACCUUCCUUUUUAUAUUCCUCUCUUGGUUCCUUUUUAAAAUCUUUGUUACCCACAAAUAUCUUAAAAACAACCUUGCUCUUGGUGUGUGUAUGUUUGUGUGUGUGUGUGUGUGUAAAGGUGAUACAUGAUGUGAAUUUUGAAAAAAUGUCAAUCCCCUCUGAGAAUUGUGUACGCUGUUAUGUUUUUCCUUUUGUCUAAUAGAAGUUGAUGUCAACAAGAUGCGCCUUUUAUUUUACAUUCGUUCGAAGGUGAACAAAACCCGAGAUAGUGGGUGAUUUUAAGACGAUGUAACAGAGAGCUGAAGCGGAGAAUGAACACGGGCAAUAAAAUGUGGACGUAGUAAACUUGUUCCUUCGUUUUGUCCUUCCAUUAUGCUUGAGAGAAAACAUGAUGGGCUGUAGCACUUCACAGUUGCAUUUGCCUUCCUUUUGUCUCAAACAUUAAAUUCACACAGCUUUUGUCCUCUUAUAGACCUCUCUUUUAAACUUGGUAGAGUAACUGUAAUGGAUCCUAACUGAGUUAUAAGGAGAAGUGCUGUAAUUGUCAGAUCAGGCCAAAAACAAAGAAGAAUGUUUUUCUUGUAACCUGGGUCUUAUUUUCACUCCACGUUGUUUGAACAAACUUGACUCGUUUAAAUAACCACUUGUCUUUUCAAAGCCCUAUGGACUCAGACUCGACAGACAGUCUGACUUUUUGUUUUCUCUGCAGUGACCUGGUGAGAGAAAAUGUUAGUGUAACUGGGAUUAUGACUCACACACACACACAUUCAAGCAAUUGUUUCUCAAGUCCAUACCAAAAAGACACAUUUCUGAAGCUUGUUUAGUGUAAAUAAUGAGGUACAAGAGAGAAAAAAUUCUACUAAUUACAACCUGGGUUUAACGAAUUAACUGCUGUGUCUUUAAGCACAGGAAACGUUAUCUUUGGAAACACAAAGGAAAAGGAAUGUAGAGAAGCUUAUGAAAAGAAUUCUGUGGAUUUUAUCUGCUGAAUUCAUCUACAUGCCUCAGCACACAUUAAUUUUAAAACCACUAAGGAAAGAGAUAUUCUGCAGCCACCGUGGACGAGAGUAAUUUUCAAAAUGACCAACAUUUCUGUAAAAUGCUCAGAGGCGAGUAUUCACUUUUCAUGGACCAGGAUAAAAAACUGAAAGAUGACUAAGGUUUGGUGCUGAAGGUCUUUGAUGCUGUACCUCCUCAACUUUACAUCUUUUUACUUUUACUCCCAACUCAACACAGAUUCUGCUGUGGAUUUGUAAAAACAAAAAGAUACUGAAUUGGGAAUCUCAAGGCCUCUGAUGACACUGUUUUGUACAAUAAUGCUGCGUUCGAGCUACCUCGGAAGUCAGAUGUCCGAGUUGGGAAUGAGGUCACACCCGAGUUACCAGCGUUUCAGUUACCAAGUCGGAAAAAAGCAAAAUGGGAGGCAGAAACAAGAUGGCUACAACUAUGAAAGUUACUGUAGUGCUUGUUAAUUAGGUUAUUUCAAGUUAUUUUAGCUUCCCUUUUCGAUGUGAUACAAUACGAUUUGAUACUGUUCACCAUGAUACAAUAUAACUUGUUAUGAUACUUUUUGGCUAUGACACGAUACGAUACACCAUGACAUGAUAGUACAUGAUACAAAAAAUAUAUACUGCAAUAUGAUAUGAUACGAUACAAUAUGAUGCAAUAGGAUUCGAUACGUUGUGGUACAAUACACUGCAAUACAACAUUAAUCAGUAUGAUACAAAACACUGAUACGAUAUGACACAAUACGACACGAUACAACACAAUACAUUACGGUACAAUACGAUACAAUAUACUACAGUAGAUACAAUAUGAGCUUUAAGUCAUAGGUGCCUCCAAGAGGAGUCUUGAAAAAGUAAUGGGGUGAGUAAAAGUAUCUAUCUAUCUAUCUAUCUAUCUAUCUAUCUAUCUAUCUAUCUAUCUAUCUAUCUAUCUAUCUAUCUAUCUAUCUAUCUAUCUAUCUAUCUAUCUAUCUAUCUAUCUAUCUAUCUAUCUAUCUAUCUAUCUGCAAAAUUUCUUUUUUUUUAAGGCACACAUAUUUUUAAAGGAUAUUUUUUUCUGUUUCCAGGCAAAUGCAGCAGGAAAAAAAAGAAAAAAGGAGGCUUUGAAAAUCUGAUGAGGUAAUGCCUUAUCCUCAAUCAACCUCAGCAAGCAGCAGCAGCAGCUUCAUUUGCUUUAUUUUUCUACGGAGGCUUCAGUCGUGGUAAGAUUGUCUCCUUGGUUUUCAAUCAACACUUUGACAUGAUUGUAACAAUUGACCUCUCAGACAUAUCACAUAUUAUGGAUAUCAGCACCAGCCAUGUCGACAGAGUCUGGGUUUAGCCAGGUUCAGUAGGAGUUGAUUUAUUUCUAGGCUAAUAGAGCAUAAGUAGAUACUCCAUCACCUCAUGUCACUGGCACAGUUGUAUAAGCAUUUGGUUAGCAAUGUGCCUCAGCUGCUUCAGAGCCUCGAGUAACCUAAUCGUUCUUGCUUCUGAGGAAAUGACCAAGGCGAGAAGGGGGGAGUGACAAAAAGGCCACAGAAGUGUCUCUAAAAAGUCUUGUGUGAUGCUUUGUAAAUGGAUAUAAAUGGACAGAAGGAUGCAGGGGGGAGGAGAAGGAGAAGAGUAGGACAUGGGAGAGAUAAGAGAGAGCAAGUGAGAGAGAGAGAGAGAGAGAGAAAGAGAGAGAGAGUGAAAGCGGGAGCGGAAGAAAAAAGCGGAGAGGAGGACGAGAGGAAUUUGGAGAGGUUGAGGAGAAUGUUAAUCUGAGAAAGGCAGCGUGGAGAGAAAAGCUCUUUUCCUCUCUAAGCCCUACGCCCUCACUUCCUGUCCCUGCUGUCAAUCAGAGCUGCUGAAGUGCAUCAGACAAAAGACCCCCCUCCUCAACACACACACAACUUCCACCAUAAACACCAGCACCAACCAACCAAUUAAGUGCUCUGGUACGAGGAGACAGAAGGAGAGAGAGAGGGAGAAUGUGUGUGUGUGUGUGUGUGUGUGUGUGUGUGUUGCAAGUUGAAGGAAGGUUUUGAACUGCUUCUGUAUGAUUCUCAUGUUCAUCAGAGACCCCUAAUUAGCAAUCUGUCCUCCUCCGUAUCACGUAUUCAUGCAGGCACCUUGCCCGGCCUCCAUCCUCACAGUGACCAGCUUAUUUCUGCAGUCUAAGUGUGG